Messenger RNA from Pristis pectinata (smalltooth sawfish), 5283 nucleotides. RefSeq names its product chloride channel 3 (gene clcn3). Gene Ontology annotation, biological process: transmembrane transport; chloride transport. The transcript has 14 exons. Bases 145 to 2745 code for a protein of 866 amino acids. Gene Ontology annotation, molecular function: voltage-gated chloride channel activity. The record is from RefSeq and is a predicted model, not a curated record. Lineage: Eukaryota; Metazoa; Chordata; Chondrichthyes; Rhinopristiformes; Pristidae. Gene Ontology annotation, cellular component: early endosome; Golgi apparatus; synaptic vesicle.
AAAGGCGCUGCUCCGCGGCGGGGCGGGAUAUCGCGAGCGUUGGGCGCGCGGGUCUCGCGAUGCCCGAGCGUCGGUCGGCCGGCUCGGCGUGUGCCAUGACAACAGGAGCUGCGGGGAGGAUGUGCAGGAUCACCAAGGUGCUAAAUGGAGUCAGAACAGUUGUUUUCUAGAGGAUAUUACCGGAACAGUUACAACAGUAUAACCAGUGCAAGCAGUGAUGAGGAAUUGCUAGAUGGAGCAGGAGUCAUCAUGGACUUUACAGGAUCUGAGGACGAUAACUUGCUGGAUGGAGAUGUUUCUUCAGGAGCCAACUAUACCAUGACAAAUGGAGGUGGUAUUAACAGCACAACACAUUUAUUGGAUCUUUUGGAUGAACCUAUACCAGGUGUUGGAACAUAUGAUGACUUCCACACCAUUGACUGGGUGCGAGAGAAGUGCAAGGAUCGGGAAAGGCACAGAAAGAUUACUAGCAAGAAGAAAGAUUCUGUGUGGGAGUUUGUAAAAAGCCUAUAUGAUGCUUGGUCUGGAUGGCUGGUUGUAACACUGACUGGUCUGGCAUCAGGUGCCUUGGCUGGUUUAAUAGAUAUUGCUGCAGACUGGAUGACUGAUUUAAAGGAAGGCAUAUGUCUGAGCGCAUUGUGGUUCAACCAUGAACAAUGCUGCUGGGGAUCGAGUGAGACAACGUUCGAAGCAAGAAACAAAUGCCCUCAGUGGAAAACAUGGGCCGAAUUAAUAAUUGGACAAGCAGAUGGACCAGGCUCUUAUAUAAUGAACUACAUUAUGUACAUAUUUUGGGCCUUGGGAUUUGGCUUCUUGGCUGUUUCCUUGGUGAAGGUGUUUGCUCCAUAUGCCUGUGGCUCUGGAAUUCCAGAGAUUAAAACCAUUCUGAGUGGCUUCAUCAUCCGAGGCUACCUAGGCAAGUGGACCUUGCUAAUUAAAACAAUCACUCUGGUUUUAGCUGUGGCCUCUGGGCUGAGCUUGGGGAAAGAGGGUCCUCUUGUACAUGUUGCCUGUUGCUGUGGAAAUAUCUUUUCCUAUUUGUUCCCAAAAUACAACAAAAAUGAAGCCAAGAAGCGAGAGGUUUUGUCUGCAGCAUCAGCAGCGGGUGUCUCUGUGGCUUUUGGUGCUCCGAUUGGUGGUGUCCUUUUUAGCUUGGAAGAGGUUAGCUACUAUUUUCCCUUGAAAACCCUCUGGAGAUCAUUUUUUGCUGCAUUAGUAGCAGCCUUCAUCUUGCGUUCCAUUAAUCCGUUCGGAAACAGCCGUCUAGUCCUCUUUUACGUGGAGUAUCAUACUCCCUGGUACUUAUUUGAAUUGAUACCUUUCAUCCUCCUGGGUGUAUUCGGAGGACUGUGGGGAGCCUUCUUCAUCCGUGCUAACAUUGCGUGGUGCAGACGUCGGAAGACCACAAAGUUUGGGAAGUUCCCUGUCCUUGAAGUCAUUACAGUGACCGCCAUUACUGCUGUGGUCGCCUUUCCUAAUCAAUACACAAGGAAGAACACUAGUGAGUUGAUUAAAGAGCUUUUCACUGACUGUGGGCCUCUAGAAUCUUCACCACUUUGUGAUUACCAGACUGAUGCAAAUGUCAGUAAGCUGUUGGAUGACAUCCCAGAUCGACCUGCCGGUCAAGGAGUGUAUGAUGCCAUUGGGAAACUGGCGCUGGCACUGAUAUUCAAAAUUAUUAUGACCAUUUUCACAUUUGGAAUUAAGGUACCUUCAGGUCUCUUCAUACCGAGCAUGGCUAUUGGUGCCAUCGCUGGUAGAAUUGUGGGAAUUGCAGUGGAACAAAUGGCCUAUCAUCACCAUGACUGGUUCAUAUUCAACCAGUGGUGUAAUGUUGGAGCCGACUGUGUUACACCUGGCCUGUAUGCAAUGGUUGGUGCUGCAGCUUGUUUGGGUGGUGUGACACGGAUGACAGUUUCUCUCGUGGUAAUUGUAUUUGAACUAACUGGUGGGCUGGAGUACAUUGUUCCUCUCAUGGCAGCUGUAAUGACAAGCAAAUGGGUGGGAGAUGCAUUUGGCAGAGAGGGCAUUUACGAAUCACAUAUCCGCCUGAAUGGGUAUCCAUUCCUGGACGCUAAAGAAGAGUUCACUCAUACAACAUUGGCAGCGGAUGUAAUGCGGCCUCGGAGGAACGAGGCUCCUCUCUCGGUCCUGACUCAGGAUGAUAUGACAGUCGAAGACUUAGAAAUGAUAAUUAAUGAAACAACUUAUAACGGUUUUCCUGUCAUUGUAUCAAAAGAAUCUCAGAGAUUGGUUGGAUUUGCACUCCGAAGGGAUAUAACUAUUGCAUUAGAAAAUGCUAGAAGAAAGCAAGAAGGCAUUGUCAGCAGUUCCAGAGUUCACUUUACCCAGCAUGCUCCAACACUCCCAGCAGACAGCCCACGCCCAUUGAAGCUGCGAAGCAUUCUUGAUAUGAGCCCAUUCACCGUUACAGAUCAUACGCCUAUGGAGAUUGUAGUGGACAUCUUUCGUAAACUGGGUCUGAGGCAGUGCCUUGUAACGCAUAAUGGGAAUAUCUUGGGGAUCAUCACAAAGAAGAACAUAUUAGAACACCUCGAGCAACUAAAACAACACGUCGAACCUUUGGCGCCUCCUUGGCAUCAUAACAAAGAAGGAUAUCCUUCGUCAUAUGGCUCAAAUGGCAGAUCAAGAUCCGGAGUCGAUCAUGUUCAACUGAACACCGUAUCAGAGGAUCACGAGGAAAGUGAGGAGGAAGUCCACCUGUUAAAGAGCACAGAUAUCUGACAGCUCUGCAGAUUCCAGCUCAAAUGGCAGCACAGAAGGAAGGCAAAAAUCUUAUUGCGGCUCAGAUAGCACUGAAAUCUGCUUUGAUGUGGGAGUUUGUCAGCAGUGGCCCAAGUCAGUAUUAAACCUGAUGCCCACUACUACAAAACUAUACCUAAAAAUGUCCACUUUUAAGAUUAUUUUUGUUGUUGAGAUAUGCUAUUAACAGAUAGAGAACGACGGUGGAAAACACAGAUAUAAAUGGUCCUCCUGCCGUAUUUAAACCACUAUACUCAGUCAUUGGUUUCUUUGGUGUCUCCAGGGUUGUGCUGAAGCAGACCAUCUUGCUACAAGGCAUUGCAUCUUCACACAGAAUACAGCCCAUUUCAGAAAUAUUGACAGCUGGAGUCUUGUUUUGGAGGAGGGGGGGGGGGGGUGGCGGGAGAGGGAGGGGAGCAGGAUGCUUACUUCAAAAUGAGCUGUGUUCACUUCCCUGAAUACUUAACUACUUUUCCACUGUGAAAGGUGAAGAGAACAGAGACCUCACUUUCUGUGACUAUCUUUGCCAUUGAAGUAGACAGUUUCCAAUAUUAAGAUGGAGGGAAUCCAGUCAAAAAAAAAAGUGUGAUGUCCUUACCUAUAGCAAAUUGUAUCAGGCAAGCACCAGAUCUGAAAGUACUUCACCAAAAUUAAAAGCUUUAAAGAAAGUACUUUUCUGAGUUUUGUCAGGAGAAUGAGUUGAAGUGGGGCUUGGCAAUUUGUGGAACUUUUUAUCCGUCCUGCAUUUUUUUUUAAAUUAAUAGUCUUUAAUGAAAUUGAGGGUCUGUUACUGCAGGAUAACAUGCUUUUAUGUGCAUUGAUCUCUCCCCUCUUUUACUGCAAGAGAUUUACUAGUAAUCUCUGGAUUAUGUUUGCAUAGUCAACAACUUUACAGAUACAGUAUAGCACAAGUAAUUGCUUUUGUCACAUCUGAACUUUUAAUAUUCACCUCUGAUUACUGUAAUGUUUCUAACUGGAAUCUUGCACGUGGUUUUAUUAGAUUUCGGUAACUAUUGUGAUAAAUUGUGCAUUUCAUAUUCAGGUGAUUUUUAUUUUACUGCUGACAUCAGUGGCCAAAUCUUGCAAUUGAAUCCAUCUUUUCAGUGCAUUAUAGGUGUAGUUUUUGCACUUUUAAUUUGCACCAUUAUUCAGCAUUGGUAGGGAAAAGUUUACAGGAUGAUUCAAAUAAUCCAUUUUAACUAAAUUGACCAAAUGAAACAACUGUAAAACUGGCAUUAUUCAUACAUAUUGCAUUUCAGGACAAUAUUUCAUAAGAUAUUUCUUGUGGUUAUUUUUCAGGAAUGUUAGACUAAAAUAUAAAUGGUUGAAGAACAGAUGUUGCUUUUUAAAUAACUUGAAGUUUGCACUAAAUUGCUAACUGUUAUAGAGGUGACCUCCAGCAUCUUUGCACAGAAUUGAGAAAGCAUUUGUGUUCCUUUUGUUCUGUCAAGCUGCUGGUAGGAGACUGAAACCCUGUGAGCAUUUUCAAUGGACCUCAAGCUUGCUUGAGUAGAAAUAACCUCAGUGUGAGCUACUUGAAAAUGAUUAAGCAUUAUCAGUUAAUUGCUUCCUUGCAAUCUUUGUAUAUCCUCAACCAGUAAUUUAGCAAAGAUGCCCAAGAGAUCAAAAUCAGAAUGUGUAGAAGAAUGAUUAAAAAUCUACAAAUAACAAUAUCAUUGCAGAAUUCAUCAUCUCAGACAGCAUAUGCAGUUAAAAGAUAUCUCAGGCAGCUUUUAUGGCUAAAACCGUAGCAUUUUCUGAAAGUGUUGGAUUGACCAUUCAAUUCAACAUAAACAAUACUGGAAUAAUAUAGUGCAAAUACUGGAACUCAAAUUAAAAAUGUGAAACGCCAGAGGUACAGAACAGGCAAAUCAACAACUGCAAAGGGUGAAGAUAGACUGGCAUUUAUUUCAAAAUCAUGGCCAAACAUGGUUCUGACAUCUGUGCCAGAAACAAUUAGCUUUUUUCCCCUCUUCAUAUGGUUAUAGAUUGUAACUAGAAUGUACAGAACCAGAACACAGGCCCACUGACAUCAACAUAAACUUCCCUUCUUGUAUUUGUGUAUCUUCUCUUUAAGGGUGAUUUAAGAUAUUUGCCUCAACAACCUCCUGUGCUGCAAGUUCCACAUCCUCUCCACUCUUAGGUAAAGAUUGUCUGUUGGGUAUCUCUGGCAAUGUUUUUGCUUUUACAAGGCAAUGUGGUGUCUACAGCACCUAAGAGGACUCCCUCCACCCACUUUACAUGCGCCAGAUAGAGCAGAAAGUUUUAAAGAGAGAUCCUAUUGGGGUGGUGCCUGUGUCCAGUUGUUACCUGUUGCCCUGCUUUUGGUUAAUGAAGAAUGCUUCAUCUUUGUUAACCUGUGAUGUUGCCUAGAAUUGUAUUUAAUACUGAUCCUCAAUGUUAUUUUUUAAUUUAUAUUUGGUGUAUUAGAAUUUCACAUUCUUAAGGUGAGCUUAAUUAUGGUUACUGUGGAAAGUCUGAUUAUAUAUUAUGUAUUAAAUUCUCUGUUACAACAGUAAA